AUGGUUGAUUAUGAUUAUGGUUAUGACCAUGAUGAUUAUGAUUACGAUGGUUAUGACUAUGAUUACGGUUAUGAUGAUUAUGAUUGCGACGGCUAUGGUUAUGGUCAUGAUUAUGAUCAUUAUGAUGAUGAUGAUGAUGAUGAUGAUGAUUACGAUUACGAUCAUGAUCAUGAUUAUGAUGACAAUGGUCGCGAUUAUGAUUAUUAUCAUCAUGAUCAUGAUUACAAUUAUGGUGCUUAUGAUUAUGAUGAUUAUGAUCAUGCUGAUCAUGAUUACGAUUAUGGCGGUUAUGAUUAUGGUUGUGAUGAUUAUGAUUAUGAUUAUGAUUACGAUGACGAUCAUGGUGAUGAUGAUGAUCACGAUUACGAUAAUGAUUAUGAUGACUAUGACCAUGAUGAUUAUGAUUACGAUGAUUAUGAUUAUGAUGAUUAUGAUUAUGAUAAUUGUGAUCAUAACUGCGAUUGCGAUGAUUAUGGUUAUGGGAAUUAUGAUUGUGAUAAUGAUUACGAUGAUUAUGAAUACGAUAAUGAUGAUUAUGAUCAUGAUCAUUAUGAUGAUUGCGAUGAUUAUGAUUAA
Gongylonema pulchrum is the source of this 576-nucleotide messenger RNA. The record is from the annotation of a GenBank genome assembly. NCBI's taxonomy places the organism in Eukaryota, Metazoa, Nematoda, Chromadorea, Rhabditida, Gongylonematidae.